AUGGAUCCAGCCCAAAUUUUACUCACUCAAAAUCGUGCAUUUCCAUCAUUAGAAUAUGUCCUUCAAGGUUCCAUUCAAGAUGAUUCUGUUCAUUUGCUAAAAGCUCGUUUACAAGGAUUAUGCGAUAAUAUCACCGGUGAAGUAGAGCAAUUCGAUGAUCAUGAAAUAGUCUAUACUCUUCGAAUACCUGGCGCAUCAAAUGUAUCAUUACGUGUUCGCUAUGCAAUCGAUGAUAUACCUAAUCCGAUCUAUCAUUUACGAUAUGUUGCAUCGGCUGAAUUAGAUAAAAGUCAAAGUGUUAGCGUACGACAAUUUCACGAUUGUUGUGUAACAAAAAAUAUUCAAGCAUUCUUACAAGAUCUUGGCUUUGCUUAUGAUCAUGAGUUUUUUGCCAAAGGUGAUAUUUUUCGAAAAGGAAGAAUGAAAAUAACUGUGGCUAAAAUUUCAACAUUAGCCGAACGAAAUCGUUCCGAUAUGAAUCCAAUGGCAAUGCGUCGACCCUUUACAAAUUCAUGUUUUGUUGAAAUGUCACUCAUUGGUUCAAUGCAUGAUGAUAAAGUUGGCGAUGAAAUGAAAUCUUUUUCUGAACAACUCAAGCCAUUAAUUUCUCUUGACAAAAUUGAUCAAAAACGAUAA
Molecule: messenger RNA, 636 nt
Organism: Rotaria socialis
Lineage: Eukaryota; Metazoa; Rotifera; Eurotatoria; Philodinida; Philodinidae
Source: the annotation of a GenBank genome assembly